CCCGACCAGGAACACACGUAAAAGAACCAUGUCCGCGUACGACUGGCAUCCGCAGCAGCAGUUUGUUGUCACCGACAGUGAUCUGCCCGAAGUCAAAGGUUCCAGUAAAAGAUCUAGGCAAACGUAUUCAAAGUACCAAACUGCUGUGCUGGAAACGGUGUUCCAAACUUCCAGGUAUAUCGUGCGGAAUAAGAGGCAGCAGAUGUCGGCUGAGUUGAGCCUUACCGAGCGGCAAAUAAAGAUAUGGUUCCAGAACAGGCGGAUGAAGGAGAAGAAAUGCCACAAGGAAACACCACGGAUCGUCGUCAAUCGUCAAAUGCCUCGGCUUCAGAGUGAAAACUGUCCAACAGUCGGUUAUCCUGAAGAUUAUAACAACAUCAUCGAGCCAGCCAACGACCUGCAGGGCGACGAUAUUUUCGCUAAUGGUUAUCAUUCUGUAGUGUCCAAACACCAACCGGAUAACAGUGGUGGUGGUUAUGCCGUUUACGGUGGAUACGACUUGCUGACACCAGAUCCGUACGACCAACGAAUGACAAAACAACAGUGUUGGCCUACUCAUACCGUCGACUUCCAUCAAGACUUAUACAAUGACCACGAUUCAACUCAUUUUCAAAGGCUGCCAACAACUCACCACCACUAUCCAUUGAAUUCGCAAGUACAGGACUACGGUCCGCCACAGUUGCAGGCUGCACAUAGUUAUUGACAGUGGUCAUAAUACGACACAAGUAUAAUAAUACUAUGCAGUUCGGCCUAAAUAUUUAUCAUUGUAUAAUAUCCUUCGAAUGCUGCGUGGUGAUAAAAUUCUAGUCAAUUCACAAAAAGGUGCUGUCCAGCUGAUAAGAGUAGUUGUACGUAUUACGUAAGAGGGUCAAUCAUAAUAAUAUUAUACCAUUAUUAUAUAAAUGCAUACCCUUCAGACCACCCACGUACGGUCACCGGAUGAUGCUGCAUCUACUAUAUAUAUAUAUGCGAUCCUAAUCUAACAUAACACGUGAAAUGUAAAUCAUUCAUGAUUAUUAUCAUUAUUAUUAUUAUUUUUUUACAUUUAAAAUUAUAAUCAAAAUUAUAAUAUAUCAUA
Messenger RNA from Melanaphis sacchari, 1078 nucleotides. Its product is annotated as homeobox protein abdominal-A homolog. The record is from RefSeq and is a predicted model, not a curated record. The transcript has 4 exons. Gene Ontology annotation, biological process: negative regulation of transcription by RNA polymerase II; anterior/posterior pattern specification. Lineage: Eukaryota; Metazoa; Arthropoda; Insecta; Hemiptera; Aphididae. Bases 29 to 703 code for a protein of 224 amino acids. Gene Ontology annotation, cellular component: nucleus. Gene Ontology annotation, molecular function: RNA polymerase II cis-regulatory region sequence-specific DNA binding; DNA-binding transcription factor activity, RNA polymerase II-specific.